GCUAAACUAUUGUCUUGCCCUGCCAUUGACAACCAUUAGCCAUAACUAAAUCUAACGAGUGAUCAUCAACAAGACCUCCAUUAUUAACAAGUAAAUCAAUAUCCCAUAUUUUGCUGUUGGAUUUACACCCCUAUUAGCUGUCUUUAUGUCCUCAUUCAAAUCCUAUUUUUCUUCAAAUCAUAUGACGGAUCAAAAUUUACACUACAGGGAGUAAGAAAAAAAAAAAAAAAGGAGAAUUUUGAAUGAGAAAGAAGCCAAAUUUAGACUAGUAAAUUACCAACACAAAGACCCAUUAAUCCUCCACAUAAGAAACAGUUGAUGGGUUUUUGUGGACUAUCGAAAUUUGAUCUCUAUUUCAUAGCUGGAAGUAUUGGUGGUCAUCAAAUUCUACAAUUGUGUUUGAAUUGAUUUGUCAAGGUGGGAUUUUUAUUUGAUGCACUUUGAAAUUAGCUGCAAUUCGUUGUCUUGAUCUAAAGUGAAGAAAAAUUACAUGUUCAGAUCCCAUUGCUUCAUUUGUUUAUCAAAAAGAGUGUGAUAAAAGGGAUGGGUAUUGGGUUGUUAGAGAUUGGAGUUAAAAUGAGGAAAGCUGUAAUCUUUCAUAUGAGAGUGUGUUAUAGGACAGUUUGGAAUCAUCCAUUCCUCGUGGGUAUGUUGUGUUUCUUUGCAUUUAUGUAUAGAACAUUUCCUUCGGUGUUUUCCCUCCUGGUGUCUGUUUCCCCUAUUCUUGUUUGCACUGCUGCUCUGCUUGGAACUUUACUAAGUUAUGGUCGGCCUAAUAAUAUACCCGAAUUUGAAUGGGAAGAAAACGCAACUGAUCAUAUAGUGCCUUUGGAAACUGAGUUAUCACGAGAUGCUACUCGUGCUGAGAGAUAUACUGAUCAAGAGAGGGAUAAAGUAGACCAAUCACCGCUUAGUGAGGUUCAUAGGGGUAAAAGGUUUGGUGAUCAUUCUGCUCUAGUUGGUGGAGUUUUAGUUGGUGGGGUUUCUGGGCAAGUGGCAAGGGAGUUUUAUGAGCAGAAGAAUGAAAAGAAUGAUGAGAAAAUUAGUGAUGCGGAACUUAUGGAGAAUCAGGUUGAUGAUGAGAGCGUUGAAUUUGAGAAUGACAAAUCAGUUGAUUCCUUUGAUUCCAGAAGGGUUAAUCUUGAUUCUCCUCCCGGUUCACCUUGGAAACAUAGAGAGGAGGCCUUAUAUUCAGGGUCUGAUCGAGCAGAGAGCUCUUCUCCAGAUGCUUCAAUAGCUGAUAUUAUGCCAAUGCUUGAUGAGCUCCAUCCGCUUUUAGAUGAAGACACUCCUCAACCUGUCGGUUUGUUGUCGCAAGAUGUUUCUCAUGCUCCUUCUGAAAGUUCUAGCAACAAUUCCUCCGAGAGUGAUGAUGAUGAAUCUGACGACGGUUCUGACGAUGAUCAGGAAGAACUAGAAGCUGCAGAUGAUGAGAACGAAGAUGGCGAAGAUGAAGAAGAAACACGAGAUAAAGAAGAUCCACAAUCUGCUAUUACAUGGACGGAGGAAGACCAGAGAAAUCUAAUGGACUUGGGAACCUCCGAGCUAGAAAGGAAUCAACGAUUGGAGAGUCUUAUUCAAAGGAGAAGAUCACGAAAGAACAUGGUAGACGAGAAGAAUUUAAUAGACUUUGUAACAGCUGAUUUUCCAUCAAACAUCCCUCCCAUUUCAACAGCAAGACAGAACCCUUUUGAUCUUCCUAAUGAUAACUGUGACCUUGGACUGCCUCCUAUCCCUGGCUCUGCUCCAUCUAUUUUGUUGCCAAGGCGAAACCCCUUCGAUCUUCCUUAUGACCCGAGUGAAGAAAAACCUGAUCUUACAGGAGACAUUUUAGAACAAGAGUUUAUCACAUCUCAACCAAAAGAGCCAUUUUUUAGGAGGCAUGAAAGUUUUAGUGUUGGACCCUCAAUCUUUGGGAUGAACAAGCAAGACAAGAAAGAUAGUACCCGUUUUAGACCUUAUUUUGUUCCUGAUGUAAUGGCUUCUGAAGGAACAAGUUAUUCACCAUUUCAAAGGCAACCUAGCGAUAUCAGUGAGUCCAAGGCAAGUUCUGUUCUUGAAACGGAGUCACAGGGUUCAAUUGAAGAUCUGGAAGACAAGAACCUGAAUGAAGAGCUGGAAGGGAAAAACCAAACAGAUGAACAUAUCUUCAAGGAGCCGGAGCUGAUAAUAUCUAAGAUAGAGCAUGCUUCUGAGGAUGUUGGACAUGGAAGCCAAUCUUCCGAAGAAGUGGAAUGUCUUGUCCUAGGUGCAGCUGAGAAGAGAGAUAUUGAACUCGAUGACACUGAUCUUACACUACAUAAUGUGGAAAAUCAUCAUAAAGGGGGACCAAUUGUGUUCCAUGAAGAAACAGCAGCCAGUUCCAUGGAACUUGAUCCGUCUAAAAUUUCUUCAAAGUCAGCAACUUCUGAAAAGAAAUACAGUAGUCAGUCAAGCUCCUCGUCAUCAUCAGAAGUAAGUGAACGGAUUUUUGCUGACAAAGAAGUAGUGAGAUCAAGUCCAGAUGUUGAAACCAUCUCUGAGCAACCUUCACCUAAUGGGUCAGAUCUGAACAUCACAGUCAGUUCAGUGGACGAGAGUUCACAUGUGGAACCUAUUUAUGAUGCCAGUCCUCCUUCCAUUAAGAAAAACAUUUCUUCUUCCUCAAUUGCUUCAGAUCUGCUUCCAGAAUCUGAAAUGGCGCUGGUCCCUGAGUUGGUUAAAACGGUGGAAAAUACUCAACACAUUGACAAGUCCAUUCCGACUAAGGAACAGGUAUUUUCAUCAGUAGAUUCCCAAGAAUUGCGGCCGAGAGAGGCGGUAACGGACAAAACUGAGAAGUUGGAGAUAUCAAAAAAUGAUGAAGUCUUUGGCAGUGCAAAUGCUCCUCCAGUGCCUGUAGCUGAUAGUCAGGCAUCUAUUGAUUCGAAAUCAUCCACAAAAGAGGCACCUGUUUCGAUUGAGGAAGCAGGGACCAUGGAGAGCUUGAAUGUGUCAAAAAUCCAAGAAGUUCCUCCUAAUAUCAACUCUCCCAGGAGUCCUGAGUCUGUUCAUAAGCCACCUGAUGCUAAGGUGGCAGCUGAAGAAUCUGAGAGUUUGAAAAAUGGGCCAGUACAUGAGGUGUCAAGUUUGAAAGACCAUGAGGUAGGAUUACCAACUCUUGAACCAAGACCAACUGGAGACGUUGAUUUGAUUCAUAAGCGUCUCCCUGAAGAGAGUGCUGACAGACACAUUCUUCCUGAUUCAAUUGAUGGCGAUGUCCAUGCAAGAGAUUCCAAAAGUAAGGGAGAUUCCUUACAUUCACAGGAUGUCGGGAUAGACUCAUCUACGAAACAAGUCUUGAAAGACGAUAUAGAUAAACCAAACGCGAGCCUUCAACAAAAAUCAGAAACUGGACCACGUGAAGCCAGCUCAUCCAAGAAUUCGGAAUUAAGUCUUAAAGAAUUUGUUUUAUCUGUAAGAAGUGAAGCUGAUGCUGAAAAAGUAGAUCAGAAAGUUGUAAAACAAGAAGAUAAGGAAACAACCACUAAAAAGCCAGAUCGUGCAGUUGAGGUGCCUCAAGAGACAGGUGUAGUUACAGGUGAUGUUAAAGGCAAGAAAGAAAACCCCACAAGUCAGGAUCAAGUUCAAGUUCGAGUGACUUCGAAAGAGAACGAGGAUAGCUAGAAAAUUGGGAGAAAAAGAGGGAUCCUUUGGGUUUUCUUUUUCCUUUGUUAGUGAAUGAAUUAUUAGAUGUUCAAGCUGGUUUCCGUUAUGUUUAGGUUAUGGGUAGUUAGUAUUCUUUUUUUCAUUUUUUUGGUUGUGCAUUGGCCAGAGCGACAUGUGAACUGCUUCUCCUUCGAGAAUAAGUUUCUAUUUGAUUUCUUGAAGUAUUUUUCUUAGCAGUUCUGGAGAUUAGCGGGAGAAAAAGGGAUUGUUACUCGUUACAGAUAAACACUCUACUUUUUGGCAUGUAAAAGUUCUUGUUUUAGUGUUUUUAUGGAAAAUAAUAGUGAGACAGAGUUGCAGAUA
Molecule: messenger RNA, 3990 nt
Organism: Lycium ferocissimum
Lineage: Eukaryota; Viridiplantae; Streptophyta; Magnoliopsida; Solanales; Solanaceae
Exons: 3
Coding region: 544-3645 (1033 amino acids)
Source: RefSeq, a predicted model, not a curated record